AUGGAAUCGGUGAGGGAAUGGCUUUUGAACAAAUGUAAAAUAAAUGCCUUGGUCAACCAGGACCAGGCAACAACUGGUAACGGAAAUGACUACAAUAAACAGCUUUGUGGGGCAUUGACGCCAAAAACGAUCCCUGAAUUUGUUAUUCCGAAGUCUGGUGAUUCUUCCCGGAGGCAAAGUUCGGAAUUAGAAUCUAUUGAGGAAGAUGUUCCUUUCCGAGGAUUUUCCCCAAGAAAUAGCAUUGCUUCUUCCGGUAAGACAAGUCCAGUGCAUUCUCCGAUGGGGUCGAGUACAUGCCUUGAUGUGCCUAAACAUCCAAUUUCUCGAUCGGUUCCUGUUUCUCCUAAACAUGAGGUGAGGAAUAUUGUUUGUCAGGGAAGCACUCAUUCCCUUGCUUAUAGCGACAAUGGCGACGACUUUACAAACUCUGACCCCCUUUCAUUUGCCGCUAUGUCGCUUUCCCACUUCCGCACGAAAACUCCAGCAUUUGGGUUCACGACGCUCACUCAAUGUCCUCACACACGGCGGAAGGAGUCACUUUUUCACGCCGGAAGUGAUUCUCUUAUCCCAUACAAACGGACAAAUUCGUUCGAAGGCCUGCGCGUGCGUUACGACAAAGAUUGGCCACCUACGUAUCAUCUAUCCGAUUCCAAUGGAUUGUCGUAUGACCAAACUCAGAUGCCAGCUGUAAUCGUCACACCCUCUGCUCAAACAGAUGUGGACGAGACGUCCGAGAAACAACGAUCUUUUUCAGCAAUGCACCUGUCAAAUUCGCUUGAUGUUAACUAUAGUUUGCCGUACUUCAAAUCAAAGCUUAAAUACUAUCGCCGUCGGUCAUCCUUACUUGGGCUUGACGAUGAAGUAGAUGAGUAUUCAGAUUCGAGCAGUACUGAUAUUAAGCGCCGAUCAAUGUCAGCCCUUUACCCUUCUUCAAAAGACCCACCUGCACAAAAACGACAUUCCUCUCCACAACUUCGCACUUUGAACGAAUCUUUUGAACAAUCAUCUCUACCGAAACCUCGCAUUGCAUUCGGUGAUACCCAGUGCCAGUUUCUUGUGCAGUACGGAGAGUUGAAAUUUGCCUUCCAGUAUCUUGCGAAAUCGAAACAGUUGAAGGUUACUAUAUUGAGGGCGGAGAACUUAGGUGGGCACGGAAAAACAGAUCAAAACAUGAAUGCUUAUGUCAAGGUGUACUUGUUGCCAGGAAAACUUCAGAAACAAUCCUCAGAUAUAAUCAAACACACACGGUGCCCAGUCUUUGAGCAGGAGUUCUACUUCACUGGAUUAACGCUUGAGCAGUUGCAUGCGAUGACACUGCGUAUAAAGUUGUUUCACAAGGGACACAACCUCCGACUUCCGGAAUUCAUCGGCAAGGUUGAUGUUAACCUAGAUAGCUACGACCUUCUAACAGAGAACCGGAUGUGGAAGGACUUGGACAUAAAACGAGACAAAGAGGACUUGGGCAGCAUCGAAAUUUGUCUAAAGUUUCAAUCCAGCGAGGGUUCAAUCCUAGUGACGGUUGUACAGGCGAAGGGGCUUCCCCAUCACCCGAUCACAGGUCACCCGGACCCUUAUAUACGCGUGGAACUCGUGCAGCCAGGCCGUUCAGUAUCCCGAAAGACAACAAAAACAAAGAAAAGUACUCCAGAUCCAGUGUUCAACGAAAGUUUUGUGUUCAAUAUGUCAUUCAAAAGAGAUGAUUUGGCAGGGACCAAACUUACAUUCUCUGUUUACGACCAUGACCGUAUUAGGAGUGAUUACGUCAUAGGACAGGUGAAAUUUUCCGCCGAUGCUCUUCAGACUUCUGCCAUGGAACAUUGGAUCGAUAUGUUCAGUCAGCCAGAGGUGGCAAUACAACGUUGUCAUGAACUGUUAGAUCACGAUGAUGAUUUUAAAUGA
Ylistrum balloti is the source of this 1899-nucleotide messenger RNA. Its product is annotated as synaptotagmin-4-like. The coding region runs from base 1 to 1899 and encodes 632 amino acids. The transcript has 3 exons. The record is from RefSeq and is a predicted model, not a curated record. Lineage: Eukaryota; Metazoa; Mollusca; Bivalvia; Pectinida; Pectinidae.